This is a messenger RNA of Bursaphelenchus okinawaensis, 252 nucleotides long. The record is from the annotation of a GenBank genome assembly. Lineage: Eukaryota; Metazoa; Nematoda; Chromadorea; Rhabditida; Aphelenchoididae.
AUGCGAAUCGCGCCGCUGCCGCGCCAGUUAACUUCGGAUUCGUGUGCUCAAGCCUCAUCUUCUGACUACUCGAUCGCUGACUUCUCAGCCGACGCCCCACCAGCUCCAUUCCUCUACAACACCGCUGAGUUAAACGCACCGUGCAACGACUGGACCUCGUUGUCGGUGAUCUGCUUCGGCGUUUGUGAAUUGACCAUCCGCCGUCUUCGUUCGGCCGCUCCGUCCCGCAGCUGUGGCACAGUCGUCGACUGA